AUGAGUGUCCCAGCAGUAGGCCAACGUCGGUCGUUUGAUGGUCACUUGAGUACUAUUCGCUAUGUGGGCACUGUUCAAGGGACCACAGGUGACUGGUUGGGUGUUGAAUGGGACGAUGCAAGUCGAGGCAAGCACUCAGGAGAGCAUAAAGGCAUCAGAUACUUCUCAUGCAAAAGCAAACAUCCCACGGCGGGGUCUUUCGUUCGCCCCUCCAGGCCUUCAGACCGACCCCUGAGCUUUCUAGAAGCCCUGCGGGAGAAGUAUGCUUCUGAGUCUGAGCAUAGCCUUGUCCAAAAUGCCUCGAUUAGUGGAGCAAUACUUCGAGGACAGCCAAUUGAGAUUAGCGGCAAAGUUGUUGAAGAAGUUGGCUUCGACAAAAUUCGGAAACAGCUCGCUGAGCUCCAAGAGUUACGCAUUGUGUUGCUUGAUGGCCUACGUAUUACCGGUGUCCUUGCUUCCUACGACCAGGAUCAAGACGGACACAGCGAGGCAGCGGCAAAGAUCGGAGAAACUUGUCCCAAAAUCACAGAACUUGAUCUCAGUCGAAGCCUGUUAAGCCGAUGGCGCGAUGUUUGGGAUAUUUGCAAUCAGCUCAAGCACUUAAAACGGCUGAGGUUAAACGGGAACCGGUUUCAAGCUUUGGAGGAUGACCUAGCCUUCAGGGGGAUCACUGAGCUACAUCUAGAAGAAACCCUGCUUACCUGGGAUGAAAUUGCUGCCAUUGCAUAUCGAUUCCCUGGCCUGACAUCUCUCACAGCAUCUGCAAACCAGCUCUCAGAGAUAACCUGUCCACUCCCUAACACCAUCACAACAUUAACCCUCGAGCACAAUGAGAUCACCUCAAUAUCAGCUCUUCGACAUCUCGCCGCACUUCCAAAACUGGAGCACCUCUCCGUUCGCGGGAACAACAUCAGCACCGUGAACCAAAACACCACAGAUACAUCCCUAGACUUCCAAUUCCCGCCAACUCUCCGCUCCCUCGAUAUAUCCCGAAACAAAAUCACCUCCUGGACCAUCCUCAACAAACUCCCUACAGUCUUCCCAGGCCUAACCACCCUCCGAAUCACCGCCAAUCCCCUCUUCGACCAAUCACCCCUCCCACCCUCCAUAACAGAAGCCUCCAAACCAAUGACCGUCGACGAAGCAUUCAUGCUAACCCUAUCUCGCUUCCCACCCACCCUCACCAUCCUAAACUAUAGCACCAUCUCACCACAAGACCGCUCAAAUGCAGAGAUGUACUACCUAUCUCUCAUCGGCAAAGAACUCUCCGCCACAACCGAAGCAGAAGAACCCGCCAUUCUAGCCACACACCCGCGGUACAGCGAACUGUGCGAGCUAUACGUCGAGCCGACUAUCACAAGAGCAAUUGUGUCGGAUUCAGGCGCGAGAGUCAUCCAUCCGCGGUCCGUAGCAGCGCGACUGGUCAAGAUGGCGUUCCGUCUGUCAGACGACGAAUCCAAGAUUCAUGUCAAGGAAAUUCCUGGCUCGUUUGAUACAUACCAGGUCAAGGCGCUGGUGUCGCGGCUUUUCGGACUACCGGCGUUUGGGUUCCGGCUAGUCUGGGAAACUGAUGAGUGGGAUCCUGUGGAGAAGGAAGCUGGAGAUGCGGCUGUUGAAUAUGAUGAGGAUAGUGAGGAUGAGGGUCGGCCUGUUAUUGGCUCUGGGGCUGAGACAACGGCUGACGGUCCUGAUAAGAGCCGGUUCAUGCGUAGGGAGGUAGAGCUGGUUGAUUCGACGAGAGAUGUUGGGUUCCUGUUUCAGAAUGAAGUUGGUGAGGUUAGGAUUCGGGUUGAGAUUCCUGAUUUUGCGCGACGGGGUGAUACUUCGAGUUGA
Penicillium griseofulvum is the source of this 1833-nucleotide messenger RNA. RefSeq lists its product as uncharacterized. Gene Ontology annotation, molecular function: protein binding. Lineage: Eukaryota; Fungi; Ascomycota; Eurotiomycetes; Eurotiales; Aspergillaceae. The transcript is spliced from 4 exons. The record is from RefSeq and is a predicted model, not a curated record. The coding region runs from base 1 to 1833 and encodes 610 amino acids.